UUGUAUUGUCUCAACUUCAUCCCACGAGAUUAAGCUGCGAUUGUUUAAAAUUGUUUUGUCUACAAGCUGGUAUAUUUGCAGUUUCUUUUGAUAUUGUUGGUAAAAUUUAUGGAUUACAUGUAGUAAUUUCUUAACAAUUUACCGGUUUCUACGCAAUGUAAUUGAGUAGUAAUUUGUUUUUUGUAGAUACAGAAUAUAUUUUCUAGACAUCGUUUCUAUUUUGUUGAAAAAAAAGUUAAUUCAGUGUUUGCAGUAAAUCAUCUUCAAAAGUAUGAUGCAGUUGAUAUGAUUAAUGUGUCUGCAAUAUAAUAGAGGAGUGAGAGUUUAAUUAUCAUUACCGGUAAUUCCCGCAUGAGCAGAUGGACUUUGUCUAUCACUUGACCAGUGUUCAUGGCGCCCGCCCGGUCGUAACAACAGUGAAACAGUGUCAGGGACAAGGUUUCUGGACUCCUGAGUCUCCGGUUUUCUGUCAGCACUACUCAGGUGUGACGUAGCCUGCUACACUGAGAGACUACAAGUAAUAGAAACACGUUGAUGUCGCUUGAUGUGUUAAAGUUUGACAGACUUCGUCAGUGUUUGUUUUAAGCCGCUAUCAGCAGAUUGACUUUUCACCAUGGCAACUGUUGUGCAGAUUUACGACACAGAGUGUACAGUGUGCAAUAAUGGCUUCAAGGUACCCAAGAUUCUACCCUGUGGUCAUCUCCUGUGUCGCGAAUGUGUCAUCUCCUGGAUGGAUUCGAAAUCUUACGCUGGAUGUCCUUUCUGUACCUGUCCUAUAGCAGGGCAUCAAGUACAUUCAUCUCAAAGUUCGGCCAAUAUUGCCGACGCCCUGCCUACCGACCCUGUGAUUGAAACGAUAGCAGAAAGUGCUCAGGUGCUAGUGCAGAAUAACAUGUGCACUAUAUGUGAUGACGUCACAGCUGAAUACAUCUGUAUACAGUGUGUGGAAAAGAUGUGUCCAUCGUGUAUGAAGAUACACAAGAAGAUGUCCAUCAGCCGCAGUCACGAUGUGGAGAGUGUCAUCACUGUGACACCUGAACGUCUGGCUGCCAGCCGCCCUGCACUGUGUGCUGACCACGGCGACAAACAGGCGGACAUAUUUUGCUCUGAUCACAACCUUGUUAUCUGCAAAUCGUGUUUUUCUAACAAACACAGUCAAUGCCAGGACGUCAUGUAUCUGGAUGAGAAAAUGAAGUCAGCUGACAACAUACUCGGUUCUUUGAGAGAGGAAUUGUCUAAGGCGGAGGAUAACUUUAAGCAAGCAAUAGGGAAUCUGCACGAGCGCGUGCAAACAGCAAAUGUCGCUAAACAGAAAAACAUGGCGCUGGUGGACAAGACAUGUGACCGACUUCAGGAGGUAGUGGAGGAAUGUCGUAAACAACUGAAGAAACUAAUUAGUGAUUCUAUUGGUAAAUUCAAUAAUUCCUUGUAUGACGUCAAAAUCGAGCUGGAGAAACGUUUAGGGAAAGUGACGUCACACAAACAUCUUGUGACGCGAGCCACAACAGUCAGACCACGUCCCGCGCUGAUACACGCAGCCCAGACUCUGCCAGACAGGGUCAACAGCCUCGACUUCAGUAAUGAACUGGAAGUAGAGGCCUGUGUCAAUCCAUGGCCAGAAGUAAAGAAACACUGUGAAGACGUGGUGAAGGUGAUGAACGUUAAACUCCAACGCCUGCAGCAACAUUUGACCGACGCUGAAGCAUCAGUCCUUGUGUUCCGCGAAAACUGUGGGACGAACAUUCGUCUGACAAACAGAACGACAGCACGGAUGGUAACGCUUAAUAAGAAAUACGAAAACGGCGUGGUCGUGUCACGUGACGCCAUGGUGGUGAACGUCUUGUAUGAAGUGAGAGUAGAUGAAAUAGGUCAGAGAAACACGAUUUACCUGGGUGUGACGGGAACCCCUCCCGCUGAUCUCACUGUCACCAAUUUUUACGAGGACGUGAAGGACUACGUCAUCAUCACGCCUACUGGGGUCCUGCGCAAGGAUUCUACGGACAAGAAUAAUGUCGGUAAAGCUCUAAAGUCCAUCAAAGUCGGCAGUCGUGUUGGAGUGGUGGUAGACUCAUCAAAGAGCCUCCAUCUUUAUGUCGAUGGACAAGACCAGGGAGUUGCACAAAAAUUUGUCAGGCAGCCCUGCUUCGCCGUCUUUGAUCUUCGCGAAAACGGAAUUCAGGUAACCGCCCUUCCCACAUGUAGGUGGGUAUGAAGCAUAUGAAAGGAAAAUACAGGAUGAACAAUAAUAACAGCGAUAAUAAUUAUGUGGCUGAACUCUUCAUCGACAUGAGAGAUCAUUAGUUCCAAUAACCGUUGCAAAUUUGUGUGUUUCGUCAACUGAGAGAUGUAGUAAACAAAAGUAAGUAGCAUAACUGAGCUAUUGUUUUGCUUAUUACCCUAUAAGCGAGUCGUUUUGUUUUCUUUGAUGUUUUAAAGGGAAAACACUUACCUCCUCCAAGAAUUAAUUUUUUUCUUGGCUUCUUAUGAUGUCGAAAAAUUGUAGCCAAUCAUAGGAAAAUGUGUCAGAGCUUUCUUAUUGUGCGAAAAUAUGUAUUAGCAAAAUGUUAAGCGUUAUUGUGGGAGAUGGAUUGACAAUGCAUCUUUGUAAUAUUUCUAACUGUGCAAUAUUAUUUCUUUAACAUUAUUUGCGUUUUUGAAUACUAUAUACUCAGUAUGUUCAAAACUUUCAUAGUGUCACCAAUAACUUUACUACCUGUCAAUGGAACAUUAAAAAACUUAUUACUUUACAAACUGUUUGCUGUUACCGAUGUAUUUUUGUUUUACAUUUUAUAAUUAAGUAAUCACAAAGUAUAUGUAAGUCAUAUGAGUUGACGACUCAAUUAAACAAGUUAUAAAUUUAUUUAGAGGAUAUAAACAAGCCACGUGCAUGAGUGAAAAAAAACUAUUAUGUUUGCAUUUCUUUCUAUUGUUUGUUUAGUCUGGUAGCCUCUGUAAAGUUUGCUUUCUUAAUAUGUAUAUGCAUUUAAUACUUACUCAUGUAUUCCAAGGUAUAAAUGUCUUGUUCUAUUCUCUAAAUUUUAUCACACGAGGCUUCAUGCUACAUUUAAAAAAAAUCGUUCUGCUACAAGCUGGUAUCCUGUAAUUUCCUUUACAGUUUUUGGUGGACGUUAGAGAUGACGUAUAUUCGUUACUUUACAAUUUAAAAUGUUCUACCCCAUGUGAUUAUGUAAUAAAUUUUUUUUUUUUUCAUUAUAUACAGUGUAGGGCAAUUAAGCCGUGGGAUUAAGUUGAAAUGCUUGGAUCCAAAUUUUUCGACACUAUGGAUCAUACGGACCUGGAGAAACACUCGAGAUGGGUGUUGACAACUGUCAUGUUGGCAUUUCGAAUGUCCGUGAUCGAUAUACUAUAAAAGAUGCGAAAAUGUUUUAAAUGUAUUUGAUAUCUUUUGUUAUUCUUAAAUAAUAAUUUCUUAUUAAUUUCACGAUCAUUAAUGACGUUUUAAUAUGCAGCAAGCCAUUUCGAGGAACUACUGUCAAAAUUGCGACUCGCGACAAGUGAAAAAGGAAAAACAUUUAUUUUUCACUAUUUAUUGCAAUUAAUGCGUUAUCAAAAAAUAUUUAAACCGCGGCUAAGCAGUAUGGACCUCAGUCACCGCGGUUUAAUGGCCCUACACUGUUUAUGAGCUGAAUGCGCAGGCUCGGGUAUCGCAGUAAUAGUGAGCAAUGAGUCAGCCUCGUUCAGUAUACAUUUGAACUCGGUAGUUACAGAAUUCAUUCUGUAAGUAUUCAAUUGAAAUAUAUAGCUAGAAUGCAUUCUGUGGCCACAGAACGGAAUUGGAUAUAUUAAAUGAAUUGGAUAGCAAGUCUUAAUUAUAAUAUAAAUGAAAUACUUUGGUUUUAUCGAGUUUUUCUCUCUCUAGCUAUAGAAUGCAAUACAUAACCUUAGAACACAUUAAAUGCAUAUAAAAUGCAUUGCAUAAAUUAAAGAGAAAAUUGGAGAAAAUUCACCUCUUGGCGCUUCAAAUUGGUACAGAAAUUUAAACAAAAGGACAACCAAUAGGAUGAAGCAAUAUAAAUGUCAGAAUGUGAGGACAACAGAUUAAAAAGUUAUUUGUUUUUUUUUUUGCUGGUCUUUCGAUGCUUUUGUAUACUUUAUUCUGUGAUAGUACUGAUUAAACCUAAUAAUGAAUCUUGUGAUUGGUAGAGAUAAGAGAUGAGAAUGGUGGGAGGAUGACGAGUGAAUCGUGCGUGUGUGUGCUUGGGUAAACGUCUUCUCACAGUACGGCAGUUGCGUAGCGGACAUUUCUCACCCCCCCCCCCCCAAAAAAAAAAAAAAAAAAAAAA
Pomacea canaliculata is the source of this 4304-nucleotide messenger RNA. RefSeq names its product E3 ubiquitin-protein ligase TRIM33-like. The record is from RefSeq and is a predicted model, not a curated record. Gene Ontology annotation, molecular function: zinc ion binding. NCBI's taxonomy places the organism in Eukaryota, Metazoa, Mollusca, Gastropoda, Architaenioglossa, Ampullariidae. Bases 614 to 2212 code for a protein of 532 amino acids. The transcript has 6 exons.